AUGGAAGCUUUCAGAAUUAAAAAGGAGGAAGAGGAGGAUAUCACAUUGAAAGAACCGUUUGGAGUGAAAGAAGAAGAGGAGGAAGAAGCUUUCGGGAUCAAAAAGGAAGAAGAGGAGGAGGAUAUUGUCUUGAAAAAAGAGGAAGAGCCUUCUAGAGUGAAAGAGGAUGAGGAAAGAGAGGAGGAGGAGACUGAACAAGAUCUGACGAUCACCACAGGAGAAAAAUCAGACUCAGAGGAACCAGAGACGUCCAAACCAGCAAAACGACACGACUGCUCCCACUGCGGGAAGAGUUUUACCAAGUUAGGGAACCUGAAAAGACAUGAGAGAACGCACACUGGAGCAAAGCCUCAUCACUGCUCCCAGUGUGGGAAGAGUUUUACUCAGUUAGGGAACCUAAAAAUACAUGAGAGAAUACACACAGGAGAGAAGCCUUACGAAUGCUCUCAAUGUGGAAUGUGUUUUACCAAGUUAGGGUACCUGAAAUCACAUGAGAGAACACACACAGGAGAGAAGCCUUUCCACUGCUCACUGUGCGGAAAGAGUUUUACGGAGUUAGGCAACAUGAAAAGGCAUGAGCGGACACACACAGGCGAGAAGCCUCAUCACUGCUCUCAAUGUGGAAAGACUUUUACCGAGUUAGGGAGCCUGAAAAUACAUACGAGAAUACACACCGGGGAGAAGCCUUUCCGCUGUUCCCUUUGUGGAAAGAGUUUUACAGAGUUAAGCAACCUGAAAAAACAUGAGCGGACACACACAGGAGAUAAGCCUUUCCACUGCUCCCUGUGUGGAAAGAGUUUUACAGAGUUAGGGAGUCUAAAAAUGCAUAAGAGAAUACACACAGGUGAGAAGCCUCAUCACUGUUCUCAGUGCGGAAAGACUUUUACCGAGUUAGGGAACCUGAAAAUGCAUGAGAGAAUACACACAGGAGAGAAGCCCUACCAAUGCUCCCUGUGCGUAAAGAGUUUUACCUCAUUAAGGCAAUUGAAAGAACAUGAAAGAAUCCACACCAUAGAGAAACGUUAGCAAUGCUCCUAGUGUGAAAUUAUAUAUUUUUUAACCAGUUAGUUUUAACCAGUCAGUUUUAACCAGUCAGUUUUAACCAGUUAGUUUUAACCAGUUAGGGCACCUGAAAUACCAUGAGUUAAUACAUACAGUGAAAAUGCCUUGCCACUGUUCCAGUGUAGAAAUUAAUAUAUCACAUCAAAUAUACUUUUAAGUUCAUGAGAAAACACAAAUAAUGCUCCAACACUUGUCUCAUAAAUUGUAAAACAAAAUGUUGUGCUUUUGUUUAUGCCACAUGAAAUCAAGUUGUAUAAAAAGGACCAAAAAAUACAUUAUGUUUUUUUAAUUUCAAAACAAUAACUGAAUAUGAAGCAGGCUAUGUCAGAGUGAAUGUAUCCGAGUAAAGAACGUCACGCUGCUUGCUUAGCGAUUACCACUUUCCCCUGAUUAGACACAUAUAAAUGAAUUGAUGUGGUCAGUGACUGAGAGGAAUAUGGUACCAGACAUUAACAUUCACAUACCUGGCUCGAACUCAGGACUGUCGUGGAAAAUUGCAAGAUUAUGUUAUAAUGCUUGUAUUGCAGUAUAAUGGUUGCUUUAUUCGACAGAAUAAAGUAUUGUGUGUGUGUUCCACUGAGGAUGGGCCUCUAUGAGAUAUAGCACUGACAGAGGAGAUUUACGAUGUCUAAGGGUGAUAAAGCCUAAAGAGCAUUCCAGAUAACAUGAGGUCAUGUUUUUGUGCUAUACCGUACCAGGGUGAGACGGGUUCUCGUUUGGAGUAGGAGGGGGCCAGACACUGGUCUUUACAAUGAGAACUGUUGACACAGCAGUAAC
This is a messenger RNA of Salvelinus namaycush (lake trout), 1839 nucleotides long. Its product is annotated as zinc finger protein 239-like. Gene Ontology annotation, biological process: regulation of immune system process; negative regulation of transcription by RNA polymerase II; regulation of cytokine production. NCBI's taxonomy places the organism in Eukaryota, Metazoa, Chordata, Actinopteri, Salmoniformes, Salmonidae. The record is from RefSeq and is a predicted model, not a curated record. Bases 1 to 1026 code for a protein of 341 amino acids. The transcript is spliced from 2 exons.